Messenger RNA from Brettanomyces nanus, 1800 nucleotides. RefSeq lists its product as uncharacterized. Gene Ontology annotation, biological process: dephosphorylation. The record is from RefSeq and is a predicted model, not a curated record. Bases 1 to 1800 code for a protein of 599 amino acids. Gene Ontology annotation, molecular function: phosphoprotein phosphatase activity. The transcript has a single exon. Lineage: Eukaryota; Fungi; Ascomycota; Pichiomycetes; Pichiales; Pichiaceae.
AUGCCGUACGAACUAGCCCCUACUGAAGAGCAGUUUAUCAUUUCUACGCCUACACCAGGCUCCUUGAGGUAUGUGGCAUGCAUAAUGCGUACACCUCGGGCCUUAGUAGAAGAUCCAUACGCAAACAACCUCGCUCCUGCAACACAUAGAUGUGCUAUAUUGAUGCACGGUAACAAUAGUCACAAGAAUUUCUGCUUCGCCGUUAAAUUGGCUCAGGACCUCUCCGAUAAGCUGGGAAUGUAUUCGAUAAGAUUCGAUUUUCGAAAUUGUGGAGACUCCAGUCCGAAUGGUAGAGAUGGUCGUACCGUCGAGGAGGAUAUAGAGGAUAUCGAGGCAGUAUACCAAUACGUUAAGAAUGGCGGAUUCAACAAUAUCAAGUUGAUGGUUGAUUUGAUGGUUGGCCAUUCAAGAGGAGUUGUUGAUAUGUUUGAAUGGGCCUUGCACCAUAACGAUGACGAGCAUUAUGUUCCGGCAAUGGUCGCUGCUUCGGGACGUUUCAUUGGACAAGGACUUGUGAACCGGAUCCGGGAGAAAUAUCCUGAUUUUGAGAAGAGUGGCGGUCAUACACAACCUGCUAUCAUCAAGGGUCAAUAUUCAAAGAUAUGGGUUCCCGCCUCAGAGACCCAUAACCUUGGGGGAUACGAUAUGGAUGAUGUGAGCGAAAUUAACGGUGACACAGAAACACUCUGCAUCUACGGUACACGAGAUGAGAUCAUUCCUUUACAGGAUGCGGCCAUGUAUUCUAAUGCACUUAGUGGCCGAAAUAAACUUGUUUUGAUAAGUGAUGUCGAUCAUCGGUACUACGGGGUGACAAAAAUAUCUGCAGAAGAUGCCACCGACAAUUCUCAUCCUUACUGCGAACGCAGUGGAGUAUUAGAUUACAAUCAAGAUGUGGUAGACAUUAUUAUUGACUUUUUAAACCAUGAGAGUGGUCGUAAACGGUUUUACAUGAAGAACAAGAUGAUUCACAGAUUCUUGCCGAGAUGGAAAAAAGUAGAAGGAGUGACCAAUUUUAGAGAUAUUGGUGGUUAUCUGUCUACUACAGGCAAGCAUGUUCGUUAUAACAUGAUGUAUAGAUGUGCAGAUCCAGGCUCGAUUACAGAGAACGGUAUAGCAGAGUUGAAACGACUAGGUAUAACGACAGUGUUUGAUUUAAGAUCCACGUAUGAGCGUGGUGACAGUGGUAUGAUUGAUGCGGAAGGUAUUACAAAUAUACACGUUCCAUUAUUUGGAGACCAGAGUUUGGCACCUUCCGAAGCUAUGAUGUUCUAUACAAAUUUGAUGACAUCAUGGUUCACCUUUGUGCACGUCUAUUCUGACAUUCUACGUGUUGCAGCUCCUCAAUUUAAGCAGAUCUUUACCCAUAUUAGAAAUCAUCGGGGCGAGCCAUUUCUUUUCCACUGUACGGCGGGUAAAGAUCGUACUGGAGUAUUGGCUAUGCUAUUACUUCGAUUGCUUGGAGUGCCUGAACCAAUAGUGUCUAGAGAGUACGAAAUGACCGAGUAUGGACUUCUGCCAGCUAGACCUAGAAUGGAGAGAAAGUUUAUGAAGUCAUUGGAAGAAUCAGGAGACUACGAAAGCCGCAAAACGUUCUACAAGGUGAUCAGCAAAGGCCGAAAAAACUGGUCCCUACAAAAAGACGGUUUCGACAACUUACUUUCUGCAAGGUACGAGGUGAUGAUGGAGACUAUUCUUCACUUAGACCAGGAGUAUGGCAGUGUGGAUGCUUACCUGGAGAACCAGGUUGGACUUGACCAUGAUGAUUUGGCAGAGAUUAAAAUGAGUCUUCUCGUAGAAUGA